CUGACGGACCGCUUCCCGCGCCGCGACUGCAGGCGCAGCGCACAGUGCCGAACCACUUGUUGUGCUCGCGCCCGCCCGCCUACGCUGCUCUGCGGCUCGCCCGCCGGAUACCGCUCGCAAGCAGAACAUGGCCGUGCCAGGAGGGUGGGGCGGCUGCGCUCGGCGGCGACGCUGCUGCUGCUGCUGCUGCUGAAGGCUCGCGGGAUGGCCGCCGUCGUGACGUCACUACUGGCGGCGCUGCUGCUCGCCCACCUGCCCGCGCCCGCAGCAGCUUCCGGGGGCUGCCACUCGGCGCUGGGCAUGGAGGAGGGCCGCAUCCCGGACUCGGCGGUGUCCGCCAGCUCCUCCUAUGAGCCCAAGUCUGUGGGGCCGCAGAACGCCAGGAUCCGGCAGGAGAAGAACGGCGGCGCGUGGUGCCCGAAGGCGCAGAUCAGCAGCGAGGUGCAGGAGUUCCUGGAGGUGGACCUGGGCCGGCCGCACCUCAUCACCGCCACCGAGACGCAGGGCCGCUUCGGCAACGGGCAGGGCCAGGAGUACGCCGAGUCCUUCCACCUGCUCUACUGGAGGGACGCGCUGCAGCGCUGGGCCGUCUACAGAGACUCCGCUGGGCGCAAGGUGCUGAGGGGCAACAGCAACACGUACCUGGCGGUGCGGCAGCAGCUGGAGCUGCCGUUCGUGGCCAGCCGCGUGCGCUUCAUGCCCUACUCCCAGCACACCAGGACCGUCUGCAUGCGGGUCGAGCUCUACGGCUGUCCCUGGACGCAGGGCGUGUUGCGGUACUCGGCACCUGCGGGCGGCGGGAGCGGUCCCGGCGCGGAGGCGGCGUCGGCGUCGGCGUCGGCGGCGACGCUGCAGGACGGCAGCUACGACGGCCGGCGGGAGGCGGCCACCUGGCGCGGCGGCCUCGGCCAGCUGGUGGACGGCGUUCUGGGGGGCUGCGGGGGCGGCGGCGGCGGCGGGGGCGGCGCCAUGCGCUCGGACCGCGCCGCCGAGGCAGGCGUCUGGUUCUCCGACUGGCGGUGGGUGGGAUGGAGCAACGCCAGCCUCGGCGGCCAGCCGCUGGAGCUGGAAUUCGAACUGGAGACGCCGAGGGAGUUGGCGGCCACCCACCUUCACGUGCUGCACGCGCCGCAGCUGGGCGUCCAGGUGUUUACGGAGGCGUCGGUGUGGCUGAGCCUGGACGGCGUGCACUACCAGUGGGCGACGGCGCCGGUGAGCACGGGGGCGGCGGGGGCGGCGGGGGCGGCGGGGGCGGCGGGGGCGGCCCCCUCGUGCGUCAACGUGAGCCUGCCGCUGCACAGCCGCGUGGCGCGCUUCCUGCGCCUGCAGCUCUUCUUCGCCGCCGCCUGGAUUCUCGUCAGCGAAGUGCGAAUCGACUCGGCGGCGCUGCUGCAGAACGUGUCGCAGGAGGCGCUGGAGGAGUUCUUCCUGCAGCAGGACGCCGCGGCGCAGCAGCCGGCGCAGCCUCCGGCGCACACCGCGGGCGCGCCGGGAGACGCCCCGCGCGCGCGCAACGGGGUCGCCACCGCGACGGCGGCGAGCAGCGGCCAGCAGGCGUACAUCGGGCUGGUGACGGGCGCGCUGGCCGUGGCUCUGCUGCUGCUGCUGGGCUGCACGGUGUUGCUCAUGGUGCGCCGCGGCCGCAAGAAGGUGGCGCUGCUGCACAAGCACUCCGCGCUCGUCUCCAGCGGCGUCGCUCUCAACAUGAAGGAGAUGCUGGCGCCCGGGGGCGGCGUGCUCGGCGUCGGCGCCGGCGGCGGGCUCACGCGCGUCCUCACGCCCUGCAAGCCCAAGGCGGCCGCGCCGGCGGCGGGGGGCGGCGGCGGUGGCGGCGGCGCGGACAGCGAGGACAGCGAGGGCUCGAGCGUGUACCACGAGCCGUACAAGCUGCUGGCCAAGGCGGGCGCCGGAGGGCACCAGGAAUACGGCUGCCUGCGCACCACCAGCAAGAGCGUCGGCCCGUACACCGACUUCACGAGCGUGGCCAGCUUCCAGGAGGAGGUGCGCUUCGCGUCGCCAUCUUUCCACAGCGCGGCGGCGGCGGCGGUGACGCGGCCGCCCUCGCAGUUCGAGUUGCAGCCGUUCGCGACGCCCACCAAGGCCGCCGGCCCCGCAAGCGCCGCCCCCACCGUGCCCGAGGCCUACUACGCCGCCACCGACAUCGUCAUGCAGUCGGAGCGGCGCGAACAGCACCUGGAGCCGGGCUGCUUCACGACGGUGCGCAUCCCGAGCGAGGCGCCGCCUGAGACGACGCCGCUGCUGCAGUUCCCCAGGCACCGCCUGCGCCCGCUGGAGAAGCUCGGCGAGGGCGCCUUCGGCAUGGUGCUCCUGUGCGAGGCUGAGGGAGCCCCCGAGUACGACAGCGUCACGUCGUCGCACAAGAAACAGAUGGUGCUGGUCAAGUCGCUGUGGAGGGGCUGCGGCGACUCCAAGAGACAGGAGUUCCUGCACGAGGUGGGCUGGCUGGCGAGCCUCCGCGACGACAACGUGGCGCGCGCGCUGGCCGUCUGCUCUGCAGAGGAGCCGCUCUGCUCGCUGCAGGAGUACGGGGAGAUGGGCGCGCUGCCCACCUUCCUCUCCAGGCCGGAGGGCCUAGAGCUGAGUUACGGAUGUCUCAUAUAUAUGGCGUCGCAGAUUGCAUCGGGAAUGAAAUACCUCGAAUCUAUGGAACUGAUACACCGCGACUUAGCAGCAAGAAACUGCGUGGUGGGCCCGCAGUUCAGCGUGAAGGUGUCGGAUCACGCGACCUACUGCUCACGCUACGACCGCGACUACUACGUCAGCGACACCCAGGCGCGGCUGCCCGUGCGCUGGAUGGCCUGGGAGAGCCUGCUGCUGGGCGAGUACUCGACCAAGAGCGACGUGUGGGCGUUCGGCGUGACGCUGUGGGAGACACUGACGCUGUGCGCGGUGCAGCCGCUGGCCGAGCUGACCGACCAGCAGGUGGUGGAGAACUGCAGCCGGUGGCAGCUGGACGACGGCCGCCAGCGCUGCCCGGCGCGGCCCGCCGCCUGCCCCCGGGAACUGUUCGACCUGAUGGCGGAGUGCUGGCGCCGCGACGCCGCGCUGCGCCCGCGCUUCGCCGAGAUACACCUCUUCCUGCAGCGCAAGAACCUCGGCUACACGCCCACACCGCAGGCGGCGGCGGCUGCGGCGGCGUCGGCGGCGGCGGCGUCGGCGGCGGCUUCGGCGACGGCCACCCCCGGCUAGGACCGACGCCACCGCCUGCCGACGCCGAACUGGAAGACUGGCCUCCCAACGACUGUCACCUCCCCCCCCCCCCCCUUCCUACCUCUCUCACACCACCGCGCACGAUUUACCCCGCCCCCACGAACAACCCCCCCCCCGCCCCCGCCCCCCCUCUUCUUCACGAAAGCCCAAUCGAAGGCCCUACUCCUAAAAGUACUAUCUCACUAAUAGUCUUGCAAAAAUCUUGUAGUUGAACAAAAUUUUACUAUGAGAUGUUUGUAGUACGAAAUAUUUUUAUAUGUUUACAGCUCCGACUGAGCCUUUAAAAUGUGAAGACUGCGAGGAUUAUGGCCCUCGCGUGAAUCGAAUACGGUUAAACAAAAAAAAACACAAAUCGUCGACAAGUAAUUGUUAAGUGUUCCGUGUAAUAUUUACUCAUAUUGUUGUUACGAGUGUUGCCAAAACACUUCUGAGAAGAAAGCAGAUAUCUGACAUACGCGGAAACUAUUGCUCGUUCCAUAAGUUCCAUAAGCUCUUCUUUAUUUCACACAGUCUUAAACCUCAUACUCACUAAAAGCAGAAUUUCCUGUCAUUGUUCCAAACGGUAAUUUGCAUCCUUGCCUUCUGAAUAUUUUACAACGAAAUUGUCCAACAAUAUGCUUUGUUGCACACAGUAGGCUGUACCAGUGUUACAUAUUUAUGCAUGUUACUCGUAGAACCAAAUACAUGUUGUCCGUAUGUAUAUAAAUACAUUUCUCUGAGCAGUUGCAUACAAGUAUCCACUGAGCACAUUUAAGAACAGAGUAAGUCUUCUAACUAUUACGUUAGCAAAGAUAUUUGUACACAAGUGUAUUCAAUAACAGGCAUUCCCUUGCAUACGUGCAUUCAAGUGUCAUUCGAUUUUUCUGCACUACGAGCUACAUCCUUCAACCAAAAAUGUUUACAGGUGACUGCAUAGAAUCCUUUCUCUGAAAUAUAACAGCACAAAAAUAAAUUAUUUUUCUUGUUUCGCUACCUCCUCAGGUAAUAAAACUAAUGAGAAUGAAAUACAGUUGCCCAUGUGUAGUUUGUAGGAAGAAAUAUUCUCAGAACUUUGCAUGUUAGUAAAAAAUAUCGGUUUCCCACUGAAGAUAAAUAUUUUUCAGCGAUAGUAGAUUUUCUUCUUAUGUUUACAUGUAUUAAAUCCGUUUUCUCAUUGCAGAUAUAGAGGACUCAGUUACUAUGUAUGGAACUUUCAGUUACCUUUGACCAACGUAAAAGAUUAUAUGUUGGUAUAUUACACAAUUUAGCAAACAUCGAGUGUUUUUAUUCUGAAUAAACCAAUAGGCAAUAAUUCACCAUGUAUUAAGAAGAUGUUACUGAUGUUUGUUGGUAUCAUUAUCUGUGUAAUGUAAAUAGAGAUACAAUCGAUAAUGUAAUUUCUGUUAACAUUUCAAGAUGCUGGUACAUGCUUUAUAUGCAGUUUGUAUGUAAGAUGCUGUCAGAAGACUAUUAUAACAUAUUUUGACUAGGUGAUGGUUGAUAAUGUAAAAUAUGAGGAAAAAAGUAAUUUAUUUAAAACAUGUGGAAACCAAAGCGAUAAAGAUAUCUCACAUUUUAUCAGUCUUCUGACUGCAUAACAACUGAUCUGUAACUAUGUGGACUCUGUACUUGUAUUACUAUGUUCAACAAAUGUUGAAAACUAUUUAAGUCAAGUAAGUAUCAAAACACGACUUUAAACAUACUGUGUUCAUAUGUGAUAAACUGUUUUAAUAUAUAUGUCUAUAAAAUGUUAAAUUCUUACUAUGAAUAUUUGUAAGUGUGACAAAUUUUAAUGUUCGAAUUAUUGAUUACUGUAACUUGGUGUCAUAUCUUGUUAACGUGUUAACUGAGGAAACCUUCUGAAUUACAGGAAGCAACCGUUUCGCUCCCUAGAACGACUUGAAUAAUUUCCAGGUUUUGAAAGGAGGCAGACAUUCAUUCGUUGGUAACAAUUCUAGAAGACAGUAUUUACUUGAACUAGCGAAAUCGAGAAUAUUUAGGGACAAAGAACCUUCAUAGAUACUGUAAAAUAAUUCAUAAAAAAAAUUUAUUUUACAAAUAAACGUUUUCUGUUCUUAUCCUAAGUAAUUAACUAGUAUGCCAAUAUAAACGUGUCGUUACUGAACAGAUUUACAACGAAAUUAACCUGUUUACUCCAUCAGUUUUCAGAAAAUCCUUUCAUCAUUUUGAGCAAUAUUUCACUGCCAAGGAACAUUUACUUUCAGACUGAGAGAAAGCCACACAUCCUGUGCAGCACCUGGUUUCUUUUGCUUUACCUCUUAUGAUCGGUAUGUGGUGUUUCUUGGCUGUUUCAUUAUGAUCCAGAUAGCGCUCUAGAUCGAUGUCAUCAAGAGCUGAGCUUUUUCCUCUGGUGGGUACAGCAUUGUACCACUUAACCAUUUUACCUCCUUAAUAAUUUUAUGUAAUUGGCAACAAUUUCCUAUACCUUGACUCCUAAACACAGUUUUCUAUGCCCAUAUUACUAACGAUUAGGGUUAAAUUUUUAAUAUCGGUAUGGGCUUCCUAAAACUAAUUAGUGUAUAUGUAAAUGUAAAAUAGCAUUUUGUAGAGACUAUCAGUAGAGUAAAAAUUAACUUUUUUGAAAUCCAGUAUUUAGAUAAUGACGUCGAUAACUUAUCAAGAGCCUAGAUCACUGUGCGAACAGCACAUCUGACUGUGCUCCUAACGAGCAAUAUCAGAGCAGUGAGAAUUGAAGUGUUACAGUUUGUUUAAUAGACAAAUCGUAAAGUAUUAUCAUGAAACUAAGACUUUCGCUCACAUUUUAAUUGCUGUACGUAAAUAUUUUGUUACAUAUCAGAGUAUUCUGUUCUUCUAAAAGAAAAGCAACUCUCAUUGAUAUGAUUAGUUAGUAGUAUUAGCAUAGUUACUUCAGCUAUGCUUUCUGUUUCAUUACUCAAAAUGGACCAAACAUUGUGUACAUAUCUGCUAAUUUAUUUUCAAGAAAGUAAUGCAACGACUUGAAAUGCAAUCGAAAAUUUGGUAGUCCUUUUGAUUUCAAAAUAAUUUCAUUAUUUAAUUAAUGGUUAACAUGACUUUAGCAAAUUUUGGAAGUGAAAUGUUUCAAAGCGCUUCAUGAAGAUGUAAGCUUUUAAACCAAAAAUAUGUAGCUGUAGAUUUGCUGUUACUAGGACACUUUUGACAAACAUAUAUAUUUUAAUGAUAACAGUUGUUUUGCUAUUUUGUAUCUCUCUUUAUUAGCCGAAACGCUAUGCCUUCUCAACGCUAAAAAUAUAUUUAUCUUUCCUACACAUGACUGUAAAUAAAAUAAAUGAAGAUAUAUACAUAUAAAUAAACGUACCUCCAGAAUUUUCAUCACGAUGUCUCAUCCUGGAGGGAUAUUGUUCUAAAACUUUGUGGAAUGGAAGUCAGUGCUCUUGUAGAAAGAAUAUUUUUUCUAACUUCUAUCAUAGGAAAUUCAACCCAGUAGUAUAGAAUACAAUUACAUACCCUCUCUAUUGUAAAAUUAAUCCUGAUUACAAAAAGGCUUUCCACUUGACAAUCACAUAUAGUUGAUCUCUGUUAGAAAAGUAAUUUCAUACAAAUUAUUACAGGUUUGUCUCAUUAUUUCAAAUCCUUGCAAUAGCCUUCUAUUGAGUUAUGAUCUGUCUCUAAGUAAACAAACGUUCAGAUUGGUUCACUACACGUAGUUGUUGUAAGAAUCGUAUUCAUUAAUUUACCAAAUCGUAAGUGGUCGAUUGGCUGUUGACAGUCCUAACUAUAAAACAUUUCAGAAAUUCCUAUACAUAGCAUAUGUGAAGUACAUGUCAGUAUGUAUUCAUUUGCUAUCAUCUGGAGAAACUUCACAUUAUCCAAAGUAGAGGGAACACACAAGAAUUCAUGUAAGAAAUUUUUUUUCGUUUUUAUGUACUUUGUAUCUUAGAUGGCUACCAUGUACGGUACAUUUUGACUUCAUUUUGAAGAGCAAUGAUGUUAGUUUAAAUGUGUCAUGUGAUAUAUGGUUCAAAAAUCACUGUUUGCAGGAAAUUACUUUCUGUCUGUAAAAUGUUCUUGAAAAUAAACCUUUGUCUUUGUUUGACCAAG
Schistocerca gregaria is the source of this 7272-nucleotide messenger RNA. RefSeq names its product discoidin domain-containing receptor 2-like. The coding region runs from base 205 to 3210 and encodes 1001 amino acids. NCBI's taxonomy places the organism in Eukaryota, Metazoa, Arthropoda, Insecta, Orthoptera, Acrididae. The transcript has 18 exons. Gene Ontology annotation, molecular function: protein tyrosine kinase collagen receptor activity; ATP binding; collagen binding. The record is from RefSeq and is a predicted model, not a curated record. Gene Ontology annotation, cellular component: signaling receptor complex. Gene Ontology annotation, biological process: cell surface receptor protein tyrosine kinase signaling pathway; multicellular organism development; positive regulation of kinase activity.